AUGGAUAACAAACAGCUAACGAAAAUCGAUGGCAAUGCUGAAAAAAUUGCUAACGCUAAUACUCGACCAAAGACUCGUGAAUGGACGUUGAAUGAUUUCGAAAUUGGCCGUCCUUUAGGUCGAGGAAAAUUUGGCAAUGUAUACUUAGCUCGAGAAAUUGAAUCCAAAUUUGUGGUUGCCCUCAAAGUUGUAUACAAAACGCAGUUAGGAUCAAGCAAUUUGAAGCGUCAGUUACACCGUGAAAUUGAAAUUCAGUAUCAUUUGAGACAUCCAAAUAUUUUGCGUUUGUAUGGAUAUUUCCACGAUAAAGAUCGUGUUUAUCUAGUCUUGGAGUUUGCGCCGAGGGGAAGUUUAUUCCAAUGUCUUCAGGAGAUGAAAACAUUCCCGCCCGAGCUAGCUGCCAAAUAUAUGUACCAGCUUGCAUCAGCUAUGGAAUACUGUCAACAAAAGAAAGUGCUACAUCGAGAUUUGAAACCUGAAAAUGUUCUUAUUAGCGCAAAUGGUGAUUUGAAAAUAUCAGAUUUCGGAUGGUCGGUACAUGAACCAUCAUCAAAAAGAACUACAGUGUGCGGUACGUUGGAUUACUUAGCGCCGGAAAUGGUUCCGAACGGAACGCAUGAUUCUAUGGUUGAUAACUGGUCUCUAGGCGUCAUGCUAUAUGAAUUCUUAGUUGGGAAACCAGCAUUUGAAGCAAAAACAUAUCAGGAUACGUUCGAUAAUAUUCGUAAAUGCAGGUAUACUUUCCCACCUGAAAUACCGGAUGGUGCAAGGGACCUUAUAUCAAAACUUCUACGAAAAGAUCCAACUAAACGCUUGCCGCUUAGGGACGUUCUGAACCAUUCAUGGAUACAGGAAAUGAUUACAAAAAGUACCAACCGAGACUCUGUGACUAAAAAAUGGCGUUAA
Acanthocheilonema viteae is the source of this 906-nucleotide messenger RNA. NCBI's taxonomy places the organism in Eukaryota, Metazoa, Nematoda, Chromadorea, Rhabditida, Onchocercidae. The record is from the annotation of a GenBank genome assembly.